AGAAAAGUUACAUUUUUACAAACCGUGUUCUUUUGUUCUCUUCUCUAUCUAGGUGGGGUGAUCAGGGAGCUAGUCAUCAAACUGAUGAGAUAAUCUCAAGGAGAAGUGAUUUCACUGCCCAGCCCAGUAAGGAAUAAAUAUCUGAUGAAUGGAUGGAUGGGUGGGUGGGUGGCUGCACAGUGAGGCACUUGCUGUCUACUCUAUAACAAGCCUCUGCUCCCUUGAGAAACAUCAAAUGUCUUGUCACUGGAAAUAUGCAAGCAGAGCGCUUCAUCUUCACGAGACCUCCUAGGUCCCUUCCAAGUCCAUGCAUCUUGUUUGCUGCAAGAAAAAUGUACUAAAUACCUGAAAAUACUAAAAUUGUUUGCUGGUUCAUGAAAUAAGACAUGAACAGAAGUAGGAAGAGCCUGUAGGACCACCCAGUAGAGUUCAUGCAAAAUCCUUGGUCCCCAAUCUCCAUGUUAACAAAAUGAAGCUUUUGUGUUCACAGUUGUACACCUGUGAAGACCUUACAUGGGAGAAAAACAUUACUCCCAUUAAUAUUGCAAGUAGUGUUUGGUUUCAAUUAGGACUUUCUAAUUUUAUUUUUGCUUGGACAGGAAAGUUACUCUGGCCAAUUUAGUAGCUCUGUCUUCCCAUAUAGGAUGGGUGAUGUGGGAAGGGGCUUAGGAAUAUUCAGCGAUGCUGGUGAGCUAGAGAUCCUAGGAUUGGGCUGACACUUUUCACAGAAACCUAACGGAAGGAAGUGGUUCUGGAGCUCGAGAUAGAGGUAUUGGUGCUCUGGGAGCCCUGCUGUAAGGACUCAAGUGCUUGGGGGAUUCAAGAGGCAAGUAACUGAGAAAGGUGGCCUCAUAGUGCUUCUCUCGAGUGGGCCCACAGGCCUCACUCAGUCCAAGGGCUUUGAGCUUCUUUGGGGACCCACAUUGAUGGCGCAAGAACUUCUUGGUUGGCCCUACUCUGAAUAAACAAAGUUUGAGUCUUGUCUUGAUAUCUGUGUCUUAACCCAUCUCCAACUCCCACAGUGACCCCAUUUCACUCAGUGUAUUCAGGGGCAAGUGUCUCCUAAGUGCAGUCAGUGUGCCCAGCUCCCCAGAGGGAACAGUAAAAGAUGGUGGAGGAAGGUCAGAGAAUAUGCUGGGGGUUUGGUCUCCAGGCCUCCAAAGUGAGAACAAGUAGCUGGUAUAAUAGAGCAGAGAGCGUAGAAAUCAUAGUUAGCAUUUGUUGAUCACCCUAUGUCAGGUAUUACAUAGUCCCACCACAGCCCUGGGAAGGGAUUACUAUGAUUUUCACCAUCCCCAUUCUAUAGAAACAAGGUUCAGAGAUAAAGUCAUAAGUUGGUGGCAGCUAGUAAGUGGGCAGAGCUCAGGCCACCAAUCUGGGCUCCCUUGUUUACUGAACUACCCUUUUAUUUUAUUUUAUUUAUUUUUAAAAUAUAUUUUAUUGAUUUUUUACAGAGAGGAAGGGAGAGGGAUAGAGAGUUAGAAACAUCGAUGAGAGAGAAACAUCAAUCAGCUGCCUCCUGCACACCCCCCACUGGGGAUGUGCCUGCAACCAAGGUACAUGCCCUUGACUGGAAUUGAACCCAGGACCCUCGAGUCCGCAGGCCAGCGCUCUAUCCACUGAGCCAAACCGGUCAGGGCUGAACUACCCUUUUAGGUCGUUAGGUUACAGGGCUGCUUGCGGAGAACAAAAACCUGGAUCUGUUCUGGCUACUUGUGGCCAAGAAAGCAGCCCUUGCCUCAAUUUCCCCAAAUUGAUCUUUGCACAGGAUUUUCUUUCUCCAGCAGGAAUCCCUUCUCCAGCAUUCUUGCUCCCUUUCCAGUUUCCCAAGGGCCAGGAAGCCCUCCCCCACCCCUUCCUCAGCCACCUCACUUCCCAGCACAGAAGGUCUUCUGGGCCACUGGCUGAGAGUCAAGCUGAGAAGCAACUGCUUGGAAGGCAGGGCAGGAGGGGCCCAGAGCCCUCCCUCCACUCCCCCUUAUCCCCAACCCCAAUCCAGGCAGCUGGGGCUUCAUGCUGCCUGGGGUCUGGGACAGCUCAGGGGGGCUGUAAAUUUGCUUCUCCUUGGAUUUUCAAUCUGGAUUGGCUGCCAGGAAGAUUUCAUGGAACCGAGCCUGUCUCCACCCCCGCCAUCCUCUGGUCACAACCGUCGCUCUUCAGAUCCUGCCUCAGUGGCUGUCUUCACGGGAAGUGGAGCGAGGCCUCUCAAGCUCCCAGGAUCCCAGAGCUAGGUUGUCCAGGCAUGGCUCUGGCAAGCACUCUGCGGAUGAAAGGCUUACUUCCCUCUCUGUGUCAAUCUCUGGCUGAGGUGUCUGGAGUGGAGGGACCACAUAAUGCAAGCCACAUAGAAGUGAUAGCCUUAAACAGGAAACAUGUUCAGUGCCUCAUGAGUACCAACGUGAACAAGGUCUGUCAGACACUGUCCUUCGCUCUCUGCUCUGAUGCACAGGGCACCUGUGCUGCAUGACUCCAGAGAGUACCGUUUCCAUCAGAGUCUAUGAAUGGCUCCCCCUGGAGUUGUGCAGUGCUCAGCCUUGACAGUUGUACAUGGUGGCCCUGCCAGUGAGAGACCUGAGACAUACACAGAUGGCAGCACAGAGGAAGGAGACAACUUCCUGCUGGGGGACAGGGAAGGUUUCAAGAGGAGGUAAUGCUUGGGUUUGGUCUUUGAAGAACGGGCGAGAGUGUGGGCAGGUGAUCAGGCGGAGGGCAUAGGUUGAGCAAAGGGCAGGAAGCUGAAAAUCAUCUAACUGUGCUGUGUGUUGAACAAAGUGGGAGAUUAGGCUGGAGGGUAGUUGGAUGGCAGAACACAGAGGGUCUUACUUCGGAGGCAACCAAGAGCCAUUGCAGAUUCCUGCUCAGGGGAGUGACUCAAAUGAGGCUAUUCCAUAAGAAAGGCAGUCUAAUGGCAGGGUUGGGGGUAACUGGAGGGGUCAGUGAGGAGCCUGCAGUGGUCCUGGGACUGAGUCAGCACCAUGCCAGAGGAAUAGAAGCAGGAAGAUGGAGGGGGUGCUGGGCAGGAGAUGGUGAAUGGGGAAUGUUGGAGGGAGAGCCCCAGGUAGCUUCCUGUCUUCUUCCUUAUCCUCAGGGUAUCCUGAUGAAGACAGAUAGGUGGACCCUGCUGGGCAGUACCCAAGAACACCUGGGUUGAAGUUGUCCUUUGAACCAGCCUCUGCCCGCCUAGCAGAAUUCCACAGUUUAGGGAUUGGGUGUGGGGUGGACCAAGAUCCUCUCCUCUACCCUCUCUCCCAAGCUGCUAUCAUAGCUUUCUCUUUGGAAGCCACAGAGGAUGAGCCAGCACCACCUCUGUCCAGAAGGCCCAGCACCUGUGCUCAUGACCCAUCUUCCUUCCUUUCUUGAAGGAUGUCCUGCCUCGCUGCUCCUGCUGUCCUUGCUGCUGCUUCCCCUGGGCCUCCCAGUCUCGGGCGCCCCCCCACGCCUCAUCUGUGACAGCCGCGUCCUGGAGCGGUACAUCCUGGAGGCCCGGGAGGCUGAGAAUGUCACGGUGGAGCAGCAGGCCUUGGAAGUGUGGCAGGGCCUGGCUCUGCUCUCAGAAGCCAUCCUGCGCGGCCAGGCCCUGUUGGCCAACUCCUCCCAGACAUCUGAGCCCCUGCAGCUACAUGUGGACAAAGCCAUCAGCGGCCUGCGCAGCCUCACCUCUCUGCUUCGGGCACUGGGAAGCCAGAAGGAAGCCAUCUCCCUUCCAGAUGCAACGGCCCCUGCUAUUCCACUCCGAACAUUCACUGUUGAUACUUUGUGCAAAUUUUUCCGAAUCUACUCCAAUUUCCUGCGGGGAAAGCUGAAGCUGUACACAGGGGAGGCCUGCAGGAGAGGGGACAGGUGAUCAGAUGCUCCCACCCUGGGCACAUCCACCGCCUUGCUCACCACUACUGCCCAUGCCACGUCUCCCACACCACCACUCCCGACCCCCGUCGGGGGCUGUCAGCUUAGCACCAGCCCGUCCCAAGGACACUCCAGGACCAGCGGUGACAUCUUAGGGGCCAGAGGAACUGUCCAGAGUUCAACUCAGAUCUAAGUAUGUCACGGGGCCAGUCUGAGGCCCCGAAGCAGGAAAAAUUCAGAGGAGAUCAGCUUAAACUUGGGACGGUGCCAUGCUGCAGAGACACCAAACUCAUCUCCAUGCCCUGCAGAACUGUGAUGCCAGGACCAGCUGGAGGGCAAAUGCCUCUUUUUGCACCUACCAAGCAGGGAUAGGAUGGACUGGAGAAUUUAGGUGGCAAGACAUGAAUUCUCUAGGUCUCCAUGGGGGACGCCAUGACAGCAAGACCCCCUGGAUAAUGAAGGUGGUGGGAGCCAUGAGGAUGGGAUGGGGGCUGGCCCCUGGCUUUGUAUGUUUUUGUGUGUUUUUCAAUCUCACUGGCAAGAAAUGAAACCAUAACAUGGCUCUUGGCUUUUCUAUUUUCCUGGGAGCCCACUGCUUCCCUGGCUCUUCCCCCUCUCUUUCUCCCUCCGCCACCCCCCCAUCAUGGCAGCAGGCAGCGGGCCUGGGAAAUCAGAGGUGGAGGGAGCCGGGUCCUACGUGCUGCCUUGCAUGGCCUAUCUGACCUCUUGACCCACUGGGCGUAAGGCCACAAGCUCUGCCCACACUGGUCAAUAAGGUGGUUCCAUUCAAGGCUAUUCCUCUGUAGGCAGCUACCGACGCUGACUCUGCCUCUUCUUCUCUGUGGCCCCUUCAGCUAAUGCCACAUUCCCAGCAUCAGCCUUUGCCACCUCAGUGCACCAACCCCCUUUAUAUCCAGCCGACCUCUUUCCUUGCCUGGGGAUGGUCAUCGUAAAUAUUCUGCCCCUGGACUUGCAGAAGGGGCGGCAGACCGCAGUGCCGAAGCUGCUUUCCCAGACAGCCGGCUCACUGAGCACCCCUCGGUGCCUGUGGCUGCUCUCGGUAGCUCACUUCUGUGACCUCAUUUAUCCCUCACACAGCCGCCUGAGAAAGCUACUGCCGUCAUUCCCAUUGUACAGAAAAACAAGUAACUUGCCCAAGACCACGCGACAGGAAUCCCCCCAGCACUCACCCUUCCCUCUUCUGCUUAUUCCUUCCCCGCAAUCCCCACCUGCUCCUUGCUCCUCUGGGACUGGGGACACGGGACAAACUAAUUCAACCCUCGUUCCCGAUUCCUACUUCUUAUCUAACCCUUUACUCUGACAGCCAAUUUCAAAUUCCUUCCCAGAAAUAAUGCUCCCAGGGGAAAGGCAGUGCCCAAGACAGACCUGUGCAGACAGCAAACGAUGUCACAAACUGUACCUGGACUCCCAUCCUGGCCAUUAUGGUACGCUAGAGGCCCGGUGCACGAAAUUGGUGCAAGGGUAGGCCUUCCUUCCCUUGGCUGCCGGCACCGGCUUCCCUCUGGCACCCGGGACCCAGGCUUCCCUUCAGCUACUGGCAGGCACCCAGGACCCGGGCUUCCCUUGCAGCCCGAGCUUUGGCUUUGUCCGGAAGGUCGACGUCUGGUCUAAUUAGCAUAUUAAACUUUUAUUAUAGAUAUGGCAAUGAGUCUCUCUGCUUUUAUAGCAAAACUUAGGGAAAUCAGCCUUUUCUCCCGAAAAUAUGCAAAAAGGAGAGGAUGUUUGCAAUUUUCAACAGGAAAAAAUUAUGGGCAGGUUGGGGUAGUUGUAGGGUAUUUGCCAAUGAUGUGUUGCAGGGAGGGAGAAGCUAUGGUGGGGAGAUGCAGCCAAGGGGUGGACUGCAGGCGAAUUUUCACCCUGGCUAACCCAACUCCUGGCCUACAGUGCCCUCUUCAGGCCCUAUUAGGAAAUGCUAGAGAAAUCUGUAAGCAAUUAGCAUCCUUACAGUUCUGACCUCACACAUUUCAAUAAAAAUUUACAUUGUGGAUUCCACAUGUGGCAUCUGGUUCUUGACCCACUGCUGUGAAUCAGUAAGGGAGGAAUCUAUCUUUCUUGAUGAUGGAAUUGGAGCUAAGAGAUUUGUUCUGAAGCCCAAGAAAUCUAGCUAAUAAAUGACAGGACUGAACUUGAGAUUUAGGAAUCCUAAUUCCAAAGCUUUGUCCACCCCUUUUCAGCCUGACUUACUGCCUAUUCCUACCCUGGCUCUUUUGUCCCAAGAAUUCAGGGCCACUGACCCUCGACUUCUCUUCAGACUUCUUACUGCUUUCAAUUAAACAAAAGAAGUAGAAUGGUACCUGAACUAGAUGACCUGGGCCACAUAUACUGGGAAAGCAAGUAUGUUAAGAACAUUAAAACAUAAUUCACUUGCCCUGGCCAGUUUGGCUUAGAGCAAGCAUGUCAAGCUUGUGGCCGGCGGGCCACAUGCCUAAUGAGGCAUGCACCUGCUGGCUGCGAGUUUGACAUGCUUGGUUAGAGGUGAGAGCGGCGGCCCACAGACCAAAGGGUCGUGGGUUCAAUUCCCAGUCAAGAUCAUCA
Molecule: messenger RNA, 6399 nt
Organism: Myotis daubentonii (Daubenton's bat)
Lineage: Eukaryota; Metazoa; Chordata; Mammalia; Chiroptera; Vespertilionidae
Gene: EPO
Product: erythropoietin
Biological process (GO): positive regulation of cell population proliferation; positive regulation of Ras protein signal transduction; erythropoietin-mediated signaling pathway
Cellular component (GO): extracellular region
Molecular function (GO): cytokine activity; hormone activity; protein kinase activator activity
Source: RefSeq, a predicted model, not a curated record